AUGGCUGAUCUGGAUUUCGCUGGCAAGGUUGCCGUUGUCACCGGCGCAGCUGAAGGGCUGGGAAAGAAGUGCGCUGAAGUGCUAGCUUCACGAGGUGCUUCGGUCGUUGUUCACGACGCACAAGUUCGCGCAAAUGAGCUCGCUCGACUAGUCGACGCGAUUACGAAGAAUGGGGGUGCAGCAGUUGCGAACUCCGAUAGCAUCCUCGAGGGCGACAAGAUCAUUCAGAAGGCCGUUGCCACCUACGGAACGGUGCACAUCCUCAUCAACGCCGCCAAUAUCACACACGCUGCGUGGCAGAAAUUCCGCCAGCAAAGCUAUGGGCGGAUCAUAAAUACCUCCUCCGCUGUCGCGCUGUUUGGAGCUACGGGACAAUCCGUCCACUCUGCGUCGAGCCACUCCAAGAUCGCAUUUACCUACACUCUUGCUCGAGAGGGCGCCAAGAAAAACAUACUUGCAAACGUCAUCGUUCUUCCUGGUAUGUCUAGCUACACUGAGACUUAUGUUACUACAUGCCAUCCGAAGCCCUUGCUAACGCCGCCAUCUGGCUUUGGUUAUGCAGAAGAACAAGCCAGUCUUAGUUCCACGGCAACGGCCAUCGCAUACCUUGUUCAUCAAGAUAAUACGAAGGAGAACGGUUUUGUCUUCGAGUUUAGCCGAGGCAAAGCGGCCUCUUUCCAUCGACAGCGAGCUAGAGGCCUGUUGCUUCGCGCCGACGCAACUUUGACUCCAGGAUCGAUACUACAGCGCUGGCACGAAGUUAGCGAUUUUGGCCUUUCAGAGUAUCCAUCAGGUCCGAACAAAUUCCUGGAGCUCCAAAAGGAAGGGCUCAAACUACCACCCAAUGACAAAGGCGUUCCAAUUUCAUUCCAGGGGACAGCCGUGCUAGUAACCGGAGGGGGGUCUGGGCUUGGAGAAGGGUAUGCCCGUCACUUUGCCUCUCUUGGAGCAUCCGUUAUGAUUAACGAUAUCUCUGAUGCCUCGUCUGUCGUUGACGAUAUCCGACGAUCCGGCGGAACGGCUGCUUGUGUUACCACAUCGGCUGAAGAUGGGAAAAAGAACGUCCAGGCGACUUUGAAUGUUUUUGGCCGCAUUGAUGUAGUGAUUAACAAUGCAGGCAUCAUACGAGACAAAGCAUUCCACAAUAUGACAGAAGACAUGUGGGACAAGGUCUUAUCGGUUCACCUUGGAGCUACAUAUGCGAACUCUCGAGCCGCUUGGCCCUACUUCCUCCGUCAAGGAUACGGACGGAUUAUCAAUACAACCAGCGUGACAGGCAUCUACGGCCAGUUCGGUCAAGCCAACUACGCCGCAGCUAAAUCAGCCAUCAUUGGCCUCACCAACGCUCUAGCCCAGGAGGGAAAUUCUCGAAACAUUCUUGUCAAUGUCAUAGCUCCAAACGCAGGUACCAAUAUGACGAAGAGUAUUCUCAGUGACGAUGUUGCGAAGAUGUUCGAUCCAGCGCACGUCGCACCUCUAUUGACCGCAUUGUGCAGCCAUCUGACUCCUGCAACCGCUACUGGAGGUCUGUACGAGGUGGGAAGUGGGUGGUUUGGACAGACACGCUGGGAGAUGCUGCAUUCUACGACCAAGGCACCCCUCGACACGGCCACAGGAAAAGAAAUCGCCGCCUUGUUGUCAGGUUUAAAGGCAUCCACCAAAGACUAUCCAGUGUCACGCGAAGACCACGCCCGAAUUUUGUCCAGGCAGGCAAACUCAUCAUUGAUCACUCACAAGGACGUGCUUGGCAAUAUCUCCAGGGCCAAAGCUGCCAUAUCCAAGGGCACAAGCUACUCAUACACCCAGCGUGAUUUGAUCUUGUACGCCCUCUCUCUUGGCAUACCUCACACGGACUUGCCACACGUUUUCGAGGGGCAUCAGGACUUUGGCGCUCUGCCCGUAUUCGGACUGAUUCCUUUCUUCAACUCCGAAGCUCCGUACGAGAUGUCAGAUAUCAUGUCGGAAUACGACCAGCGACUCCUGCUCCACGUGGACCAAUAUCUUGAAAUCCACUCCCCAAUCUCGCGCUCGGGUACGUUGACAACAUAUCCGAAGCUCAUUCAGGUCGUGGACAAAGGCAAGGAUGUUUUGGUCGUUCAGGGAUUCACAACAGUAGAUGACAAGAAGUCUAAAAUCUUCUACAAUGAAACCACAGUUCUCGUUCGCGGUGGUGGCGGCUUUGGGGGGGAUAGGCAGCUUCAAGACCGAGGAGCCGCGACAGCCAGAAACCAACCACCUUCGCGAUCACCUGAUCAUGUUGUUGAGGAGAAGACGUCGGAGGGACAAGCGGCGCUCUAUCGCUUGAAUGGGGACCUCAAUCCAUUGCACAUUGAUCCUGAUUUUAGCAAGAAGGGGGGGUUCAAUACUCCCAUUUUGCACGGGCUGUGCACCCUCGGUAUGGCAGGAAAGCAUGUCUAUCAGACGUACGGUUCUUUCAAGGACCUGAAGGGCAAGUUUACGAGUGCCGUGCUGCCGGGUCAAACAUUGAGGACCGAGAUGUGGCGAGAAUCGGGUAAAAUCAUUUUCCAGACAUCUGUUGCGGAAACUGGAAAGAGAGCUUUGAGUGCAGCGGCUGCGACUCUGGAACCGGCUCCGUCUUCUCAUCUUUAG
Molecule: messenger RNA, 2610 nt
Organism: Clonostachys rhizophaga
Lineage: Eukaryota; Fungi; Ascomycota; Sordariomycetes; Hypocreales; Bionectriaceae
Source: the annotation of a GenBank genome assembly